GGAUCUCACUAAUUUAUCUACCAUAGUUAUCGCCGUGAUUCUCGAGCCUUCCAUGAAAAAUUUCUAUAUAUAAAAUUCAUUAUCGCACCUCUCUCUCUCUCUCCUACUGUGCGCAUUUAAAAAUCUAGAGAAUCGAAAAAAUCUUUCGAAAAUCGAUAAAUCGCCCGCUUGACAAAAGUCUCUCGAGACAGAAAGAGAGAAAGAAAGAGAUAUCGCCGGGCUUAUUAUUAUCUCUGAAAACCGGCCGCGCGCGCACAAACUAUCUCCUUGCGCACGGCCGAGCGCUAUCGCACUUACGAUCGUUCUCUCCUUCACAAACGCGCCUCUCACUCCUAUACAGAUAUACAACGGCUGGCAAGAUAGUCGCCGAGUUUCCCGAGUGCGUCUAUAUGCGCGCGCGAAAACCGGAGGCGCCGAAUAUAACGUAUCGGAGCGCAUUAGCCGCUCAGUCGGAACGUCGUCUCCGUCGCGGGCAGACGGCGGUGACGCGCACCUUUUUUCUAUAUACUCCUUCCCCUCUUGCGCGUCUGAGUUUCAAAGUCGCUGCUGCGGUUGAUGCAUCAGCAGUGCGUGUACACAUCGUCUUAUACCGAUCGCUCGAGGAUAUAUAGUUUGUGCUGUGCGGAAGUGAUUUUUCCCUUUUAAUUAUAUAUAUAUAUAUAUGCGGCCCAGGUGCCGUCGUUGCCUCUUGAAUGGACGCGCUAAACGGAAAUCGAGAGAUCGCGAUGCACAGCAGCAUCGGCAACGAUGAUCAAUAACUGAGGGUCAGUGCACGUACGCAUACCGAUCAAGAGCGAGAACCAAAGAACGAGCCAUAGACAAUGGAAUCGAAGGACCCGUCGACGGCAAACGGCCACUUGGGUAUCUUGAAAUCGGUUCGAUUGAAGCUGGACCUGUCGGCCGUAGUGAAGCUCGACAUAAAGAAAACCUCGCCGGACUCGUCCUCUUGUCCUCGAAGCCCGACGUCGCCAUCGCGUUCCAACCAGCUCAACUUGACGUUCGCCGAUCUCAGCUACUGCGUGAGAAGCGGUUUGCUGUCCAGAGAGAGAAAAAAAGUAUUAUCCAACGUGAACGGCGAUUUCAGGCCAGGCGAAUUGACGGCGAUCAUGGGCCCGUCCGGAGCCGGGAAAUCGACGUUGAUGGACAUUCUGGCAGGUUACACAAUGUCGGGGGUGACGGGGUCAGUGCGCGUGAACGGCCAUCCUAGGGAUCAAUCGGCAUUCAGACGAUCCUCUGCGUACAUUAUGCAGGACGACAACCUGCAGCCGCUGCUCACAGUCCAGGAAGCCAUGGACAUUGCCGCCGAUCUCAAACUCGAGUCUUCUCUUUCCAAUAAGAAGCAGAUCGUAAACAUGAUCCUGCAAGAGAUGGGUCUAUGGGCUUCGCGUACAACCCUGUCCGGAAAACUCAGCGGUGGUCAGAAGAAACGACUGGCCAUCGCGUUAGAAUUAAUAAGCAACCCACCGAUCAUGUUCUUCGACGAGCCGACGAGUGGUCUGGACAGCGUAUCGUCCCGACAAUGCAUCGGUCUUUUGAAGUCCCUCGCGAGGGAAGGUCGAACCGUCGUGUGCACGAUCCAUCAGCCGAGUGCGACUCUCUUCGACAUGAUCGACCACCUCUACGUCGUUGCCGAAGGCCAGUGCGCCUACGCCGGCGGAGCGAGGAAUCUUGUGCCAUACUUGAACAGUCUUGGUCUCCACUGCCCGACGUACCACAAUCCUGCGGAUUACAUGCUCGAGGUGCUGAACGGCGACUACGGCUCUCACCUUCCACGUCUGGUGAGCAGCGCGGAGAACGGCUGUAAUCAUCUCUGGCGAAGCGGCAGCAAAUCUUGUCAAUCACCCCCGGCGAUUUUUGAGCGGAAACUCCAGGAGUUGGCCUCGUCGAAGCUCGAUGUCACGCCGCGACUACCUCUUCCCGCGACUCCUAUCUUCUACGAGUGCGAGGCCAAGGGCUCAGCGUACUAUGCUACCGGUUCCUGGCGACAGCUCUGCGUUCUGCUCAAGCGCAAUGCGUUACGGCUCUCUAGAGACAAGGUUCUCACCUUCACGCGUCUGGCGAUGCACAUAAUCGUCGCGUUCCUCGUAGGCAUUAUAUUCUACAAAAUCGGCCAGGACGCAGCCUACGCGCUGGACAACUUCAAUCUGCUCUUCUUCAGUAUGAUGUUCCUAAUGUUCAGUGCCUUCAACGCUACUCUCAUCACGUUUCCAGCCGAGUUACCGAUCCUCACGCGGGAGCACUUCAACCGCUGGUACAAACUUCACUCGUUUUACAUGGCGAACAAACUGGCGGAUCUUCCGGUGCAGAUAGCCGCGGCCUCGGCUUACACCCUCAUCGUCUACUUCAUGAGUGGUCAGGUACCAGAACUCAAGAGGCUCGGCUUGUUCGUUUUGAUGUGCAUACUGGUCAGUCUGGUCGCUCAGACGAUUGGUCUCAUCAUCGGCACUAGUCUCAGUCUUCAUAACGGUGUGGUAUUCGGACCAUUUUUCAUACUGCCAUUCAUGAUAUUCAGCGGAUUCUUCGUGCGACUUUACGACGCCCAUCCUUACUUCCAAUGGCUCUUCCAUACGUCUUUCCUUAAAUAUGGCUUCGAGGGUGUUAUGAUUGCCAUUUACGGGUACAACAGGCCAAGAAUGAAGUGCAUUAAUGCGGAGUACUGUCACUAUGCUUGGCCGAAAAAACUACUUGAAGACGCUGACAUGACGAACUCGGAUUACUGGUUCUCGACGCUAGUCUUGGUCGGUCUUUACAUUGUUUUGGACCUGACUUCUUACUUAGCUCUAAGACUGCAGCUGAAGAAACGACAUUACACGUUAUGAUGACUGCAUGAGCGCGGUACUACAUUAUUAUUAUUUUUUUUUAUAGUGUCUGACCAAUUGAAAUUUUUUGCAACAACAAUGCAAUGAACGUGAAUAUAUAUAUACACGCUUCGUUUUUAAAUCCACGAAAAUAAUUUUAAUGUCAUAAGUUUAAAGUCAAUGGCUAAAUGUAAAAAUUUGUGAUAAUUUUUAUAAAUUUAAGCAACUAUUUUUGCAUAAAAUUACCAUUAAGUGUAAAUGAUAGUUUGUAUAUUUGAAUUAAAGUAAGCUAUGAAUAAAAUACCAUAUUUCAUUAUA
Messenger RNA from Nasonia vitripennis (jewel wasp), 3116 nucleotides. RefSeq names its product ATP-binding cassette sub-family G member 4. Gene Ontology annotation, molecular function: ATP hydrolysis activity; ABC-type transporter activity; ATP binding. The coding region runs from base 822 to 2819 and encodes 665 amino acids. Gene Ontology annotation, cellular component: plasma membrane. Lineage: Eukaryota; Metazoa; Arthropoda; Insecta; Hymenoptera; Pteromalidae. The record is from RefSeq and is a predicted model, not a curated record. The transcript has 11 exons.